Anopheles marshallii is the source of this 1824-nucleotide messenger RNA. RefSeq lists its product as uncharacterized. Gene Ontology annotation, cellular component: membrane. Bases 1 to 1824 code for a protein of 607 amino acids. Lineage: Eukaryota; Metazoa; Arthropoda; Insecta; Diptera; Culicidae. Gene Ontology annotation, molecular function: hexosyltransferase activity. The transcript is spliced from 5 exons. The record is from RefSeq and is a predicted model, not a curated record.
AUGUACCCGCAAAGCAACGGUCAAUUGGAUUGGAACGAACGAUUCGAUACGGCUGUAGAUAUCGGUAACGGCGGAAGUGUUUUCGGUGACAAUGGCGAUGUGUACCGACGAUUUCAGGACAUCGACGGUGGAAGUAACAGUUCGGCCAGUAACGAUACAGAAAGCACCACCCUGCUGGAUGAAACGUGCCGCAAGAACGAACGAUUGUACGAUAUUACGCCAAAGGAUCGAGGUGACCGACACAGCCGUGGUUCGACCAAGAACAAAUGCUUCCUAUGGAUUAUUGCCUUUUGUCUGAUUGGCAUCGUGGGCUUUGGCAUCAUACCGAACAACAACGACCGGGGACGCGUUGGUACCAUCGCUGGAUGGGGAUUGAACACGUCGAGAGCCACGAUCGGCUAUGUGCUUCCGUACGAAAACACCACACUGAUCGAUCCGCUGAAUGUGUGUACCACCGAGGAGCGUUCCGGUCUGGUGGAGGAAAGUGAGAAGGUGUUCCUGCUGAUCGUGGUCUGUUCAGCGGCUCCCAACUUUGAAUCCCGCCAGGCGAUCCGGGAAACGUGGGGCAAGGGACGCGACUUCAACUAUGCCCAGUUCCAAUCCCUCCAUGAGCGAUUGCAUGGUGAAUAUCUGGACCCGAAAAGAACCGUCGGUCCGGAGCUGAAAAAGUACCUGUGGCAAAUGGCUGAAGAUGAUGAGUCCUUGGCUACUUUAGCUACGGAAGGCAAUAAUGUUCACGUGAAAUCCAACUCUAGUCACAGUGAGAGCAACGCGAGCAGCUUUGCGGGUAUGAUAUUGAGCGUGAAGGUAGUGUUUCUCGUCGGUCAAUCGGAAGCUGACUACGUGCAUCAACGCCAGCGAUCAGCAAUCCCUUCCGCCGGUGACAGCGAAAGCACCGUGAAGAGAAGCGCGAUCGUACAGCAGGCGCCGACUUCGGCGGGCACUGUCGCGUCGCUUCCCGGCGCGGAUCCAUCGCGCAACCCGUCGGAUGGUACGGGAACGUCACACAGCUCACUGUUCCCCAGUGGCGCAGACGUUGAUCCAGCAUUUAACGCAGCUAGCAACGAAAUGGUGGACGAACUGCAGCUGCGAAUCGUAAACGAAAGCGAAGUGUACGGUGAUAUUAUACAGGAGAGCUUUAUAGAUAGUUACAAUAACCUGACGCUGAAGACGAUCAUGAUGCUGAAGUGGGUUACCAACAACUGUGAUGGCAAAGUAAAAUUUAUCAUGAAGUGUGAUGAUGACACCUUUGUCAACGUACCGAACCUGCUGCACGUUCUGCUCGGUGGGACGGUCCCCCUGUACAAAGCGGCCAUAUCGUUCUACGACACCAACACGGUGGCGGUGAAAUCGCCCAAAAACCGCCUCGUCGAAGGGAAGUACCUGCUGACGGGGUUUCUGUUCUGUGACGCCAAACCGAUCGGUGACACCGCCAGCAAAUGGUACUCACCGACGUACAUGUACGAUAAGGAGGUGUAUCCGAACUAUCUCUCCGGCACGGCAUAUCUUAUGAACUUUGAGACGGCAAAGUUACUGUACCGGGCGAGCCUAUCGACGCCGAUCUUCCACCUGGAGGACGUGUACCUGACGGGCAUUGUGGCGGACCGGGUGAAAAUUCGGCGCAGGCACCAUCCACUGUUCUUUUACUCUUACACCAAAGACUUGUGCGCCCUGCGGGGCAUGAUCUCCCAGCAUCAGCUGCAACCGGGUGAAAUUCGUACCGCGUACGAUUACAUUACCAACAGCUCGAUAUUAUGCAAUGGGCCAGAGAAACGAUUCACCGUUGGUCAGCUGAAGUUGCAGCAGCGUAAAAAGUGUCAAUGA